UCCACCUUCAGAUCGUGGGGGCGCCAAAACAAAGUUAAGGUCAAGUUAAUGGGCUGUGCGUUUUUAAAUCCCACGGUAAAGCUACUUAUUUUCUAGCAAUGGUCAGCAAUGUAUAAAUAAUCUGUAUAUUUGGUUGAGUAAUAAGUUUGAUAUCAUAAACUAGAGACUGACUAUGUGCUGUAGCUCCAAACCACUCGUCCAUGUAGACAAUGGUUUAAAUGUUUUUAAAUGCAAAGGCAACUUAGAAUUAACUACUGUUACUUCAAAUAUUUAUCACAAUCUGUAUUUAUAAUUAAAACACUGAAUCAUACGGAUUCUAUAAUAUUAUGACGCCGUUAGAGUAAACAAUAUGCAGGCAUUUCAAUUCAUGUCAGCGUAACGUAAACAGUGACGAGCAACAGGUCGCUUUAACUUUGUCAGUAAUAGGAAGGUAAUUCAGUCCCGUGUUAUGACAUAAAUACAUUGUCUGUGAUCGUUCUGCAAAUGAAUAUUAGUUUAUUGGAAGCAUCCUAUUUGUUUAACGUAGUGUAUCUUCGUUAACUGCCUGAAGCGUUGCAGACACCCGCUCACAGAACUGGGUUUACCCCCUAACAUUAAACGCAGUUCUAUUUAGGCUGCUGCCACAUUCUGUGUGUGACCUUCAGGUUCGAAGCUGAGCAAUCUAGAUUUUUUUUUUUUUUUUUAAUUUAUGUGAAGGCUCAAGUAAAUCACAAAUAAGUGCUGCAUUUCUUGGUGCGUAAUUUGGUGGUAAAUAUUUGGUAAUAAUUUGUAGAUAUUAAGUGUUUACAGCAGCUGCUUGUGUUUUUUUACUUAGUUUUGUAUAAAAAAAAAAAAAUUAUACUUACACAAGCAAAAUAUUUGUUGGGGCUCGGAGAUCUCCGUUCACUGACGUUUCCACUCCGUUUUGCAGAAAGAGGCCGAAACGCUGCAGGCACGGCUGCCCUGGUGCAAUAAAAUCAUUUAGCUGCGGUGGCUUGUUGGUGGAUGCUUGCUGGACAUCACCUAGACCACAGACGGUCAAAGCUAGUUGUUCUGGACUUGGCAAUGUUGAAUGUGCUCAGUGAUUCAUGCUCGCAGCUGACUGAGCUUCUGCACCGUGGCAUCCAACAUCAACCCUUCUGCGUUUGCACUCUCAUUCCGCGGACUGUUUGAUUUGGAUUUUUGCUGCGUUCAUCUGCGUUGUCGAUUAAGAUGUGGCACGAAAGGAACGGACAGAGAGCGACGUUUUCGCCCUUCUCGCGCAAACCGAUUUCAAAAGCGACGCACGCACGAGCCUAUUUUGCACGUUUUGCAGUAGUUUUGCUAGAAUUUAUUGCAGUGGUGUAGCGGUCGUUUAUUUCUUCUGUGGCGCCUGAGGGUUUUUAUUUUUUUGAAACACGCUACAGACCAAGACGACGUAUUAAUAUAUUUUCUCUCCCAUUUGUUUGUGUGUUGAGCAGCCUCUCAGUCGCCACGGUGCAGGGCGAUUACAGCAAUGAAGCCUCAAGUCUUUACGCAUAAGAACUGGCCUAAUGAGUUGUGCGAUAAUCACGGGCUGAAUCACAAUUGUGCAGGGUCGCGCUUUAACCCCGCAGCCUCGGUGGCACCGUGGCCUUGGUGCCACUCUCCUUUAAGCGCCUCGUGACAUGCGAAGGUCAACUCCAAUAUUUCCAGCCUAACUGUUGCUACAAACAAAACACGCCUCCCCCAGAAAUGUGUGGCAAAAUGCAAAUUUCUAUUAAAGAAAUCCUCUGCACUCAUUUUAUGUCGUUACACGUUCACGUCGGCGCUGCUGCGAGAGUAAAUCAAAUAUUUCAGCUGUGGUUCAUUUAUUUCUUUUUCUUUUUUUUUUUUCGAGCCACAGGGCAACAAGGCUGGAGAGGAGUUUCCUCUGCAGCCGGGGAACCAAUGAAUUCUCUCGCAUGCGCUCACAUGAGUUUCUCCGGACAGUUUUUAAUGACUGAUAUUGAUGUAUGGUAAUUUCUUAGCUGGAUCACAUGACACAAUUACCUCAAGAAUCGAUCAAGAUGUAUUGCAGGUCUGCCUACGUUUCCGAUUUUUUCUCCCUGGCGGGGUCUCUCCACACGCCUGUGGUGCUAUAGAUGGACAAAGUUUAACACAGUCAAGCUGCCAAUUCCUCUGUUACGGAGAGGAAAAGGGGAGAAGCGCUAUGACGGAAUACGACGACCGCAGCUGUGCGUCAAAUAUGUAUUUACCGAACUGCACUUAUUACGUUUCGACGCCCGAUUUCACCUCAGUCUCCUCCUUUUUACCGCAGACUACAUCGUGUCAGAUUAAUUUCCCCUAUUCCUCCAACAUAACCCAGGUCCAACCUGUUCGAGAAGUCGCUUUCAGGGAUUAUGGACUGGACCAUCACAGCAAAUGGCACUACAGAGGCAAUUAUGCGCCUUACUACUCGGCGGACGAGAUAAUGCACCGGGACCUGAUCCAGUCCUCCGGCACCAGGGCGGAUGUGAUAUUCAAAAACGAACCCCUGUACGGCCACCACGGAGGGACGAGCUCGCCGUGCAGUUUCUUCACCGGCGUCGGCCGGAACGGGGUGCUUCCCCAGGGCUUCGACCAGUUCUUUGACUCUCCCAACUCGGACAAGCCCAACGCGGAGAUCCUCAAACAAAAGACAGACUCUGCCGCGCCGGGAGACGCCGUGAAUAACAAUCAGGCUUUAACCAAACUAGAAGAGCACAAAGCUGAGCCGAGCGGGAGCGUCGACGACGACUCGUCGUCCAACUGCGGCGACAAAACCAGCCAAGAGAGUUCAUCAGCCAAGUCCAGGAAGAAGCGGUGUCCUUACUCCAAAUACCAGAUCCGAGAACUUGAACGAGAGUUUUUCUUCAACGUGUACAUUAACAAAGAGAAGCGGCUCCAGCUGUCCAGGAUGUUAAACCUGUCCGAUCGGCAGGUGAAGAUUUGGUUUCAAAAUAGAAGAAUGAAGGAGAAAAAGCUGAACCGCGACCGUCUACAAUAUUUCACUGGCAAUCCUUUAUUCUGAUACCUGAAAUAGGAGCGCACACACGCUCUCCUUCUCUCUCACACACUCUCACACACGCCACACACACACACACACACACACACACACACACACUCUCACUCACUCUCUCACACACACACGUACGGGAAGAAAAUAGCAGCUACACACACCUUUUAAAGACUGGUUCUCUCAGCUUCUGUUUAAACUGUCUAUUUUGCAAAAAAUAAAAAUAAAUACACAACCGAGCUGUCAUAAUUUAGCCAAAAAUCUGCAUUUAUUUAUUCAUGUUCAUAUAAUUUCGCGUAAUUUGUAAACAAAAAAAAAGCCAAGUGCGAUCCGUGCUUCGAAUUUGUUUUGGUCAAUACGUAGGCUUCUUCCUUGUGCAUUGUGCAUAUAUAAGGACGCAUGUAAUGUACGUUGUGGUGUGAAAUAAAGUAGACACGGUACGUGUUGUAUGAUAGUCAUAUGAAGACCUGUAAAAAUGUGUCAUAGGGGGAAACGUUCCAAAUCAGGGGAGAGAUUUGGCGCUCGCGGGCCUGUACGGUCUCGUUAUUUCCUUUCCUUUCAAACACUGGAUUGUUUACUAAACCUUGAAGCGUCUAGACAGUAUAAUAAAAGUAGCUGUAAAUGUCUAAAUAGGGGGCUAUUGGACUUUGGUGUCCCAACCCCCGAAUCACAACAGGAUCGAUUCUUUCUUGCCCGCAGUAGUUUCACUUCAGGCCCAUUCAUUAUGAUUUUUUGAGAGUGAAUUUAAAUCGAUGGCAGCGCAUCACGCCUAUAUUUAGUUGGUUUUGACCUUUUGAGACAAUUGAAAUGCUGCCACACCACUUGGGCGAUAAGUGGCGACAUUCUUCGCUUUCUGGACAUAUAAGUCAUUGUUCCGUCUUUCAUUUGCUUUUCUUGCAAAAGUGAUUAAACGUGGCUUUGGCGCAUUCAAAUGUGCUGCACGCGCCAAUUAUUUCUCAAUAUUAGGGAUAAAAACCGCAUUUUUGUGUUUUAUAAAAGGCCAAACGACACGUUUCCGUCUUCUGUUGCUCCACCAGUGCUGUCAUCUAAAGGCCACACUGUCUCUCGGCCGUGUGGAAUAUUGCAAAAAAAAAGGGCAAACUAAAGAAAUGUGACAAUUUAACUCUCGAAUGAUUAAUAAUUAAUGUGAUAUCACAAGAUUAGUAUCACCCAGUCUGCGCAGCUACAAUUUCUCACUCCUUUUGGUCUUUCUAAAAAGGAAUUUAAAUUAAUGUUUAUUUCAUUUGUGAGAUAUCACAUCUACCGUUAUUUCCCUCGAAGGCUAUUAGAAAACUGAGGUUUCAUUAAGCGUUUAAUUGGGUUGCCAUCAUGUCCUACAGUGAAAUCACAUUACCAACUGUGUGGGUUAUUUCUCUCAGAUUCCCCGCGUAUCCACAUGAGGGCAGACUUGCUGCUUUAGCUUUUAGUGGAAAUGCAGAGUUCAGCCAAAUUUAACAUCCACCCAGCAUGAAAAUCAGUCAGUGGAGGAAUAAUCCGCUCGUGCACGGUUUGAUUAGAUUUUUUUAUGUCAUUCUAACUCCAUUAAUUACUCGGAAUGCUCUUCUGGUUUCAGUAGAUUUUACACAAGCUCAUUCUCUUUUGAUAAAAAUGUUGAAAAAGCGUCUUGUUUUGCAUCAAGUUUUUAAAUAUGUCCUGUUAAGUUACAGAUGAGAACACGUGUUAGGCAGAUACUGUUAUAAUACAGCGUAAUACUGCAGUUUUUGUAUGAAGUCAGUGACGUUUUAAUUUGGCGCAGUGUCUGUGCGCCAUUCCUCGGACCACAGUUGUUGUCAUGUUCAAGUGUUUUUGAAAGGGCAAGGUAAAGAGUAGGAAUCAAACUCUGCUUCGUGUCUUUGUCAGUUGAACCUGAAAACGGAGAUUUUAAUGUUCACAACUGCAGCGGCUGCUGAAAUCUGUACAGCCACCAAAUGUUCUUACGAGGGCUUUAUUUCUAUAGAUAAUAAUGAGAUUUUUACGUUAUAGCAUUUUCAUUUUUCGUACUAUAUAAAUGUUUUUUUUUUGUUUUAAAUGGUCGUUUUACUGUUUUCCACUUUUUUAUCUAUAGUUUGCUUUUCAGUUUAAACACAUUUCACAUGUGCAUGUUUUUUUUUUAAUCAGUGUCCUUGUUUAAAUAACGGUACUCUAACCUCUAUAUAACUGUUAUGGUUAUCAUCCACCUUUAUGGUGUUUCAUUAGACUAAAUCGUAUUGGCUCAUCAUACCUAAUACAUAUUGUGUCAUAUUAAAUAUACAAUAUACUUUGUUUUUAUGCGUCACAGGAAACAAAUUGUUUUCGCUUGAUGCACCAGAAGCGAUGUGUCAUCAGUUGUUUGAGAUAAAUGUCAUUAAAUAAAUGUAAUACGGUACAGUGGUAAAUUACAUUUCUAACUCAACGCCAUAAUCUGAAUUGCAGUAUUAAACAGGCCUCUGUUUUGCCCUGUGUGAAUCCUGUGGUGAUGAUGAUGUGCAAACAACACGUGGUUUAUUUACAGCCAACUGUAAAUACAGAUGAUAUAUACACAUUCACCGAGGGACGCUGUAUCAGUCAUUUACGUUUGUAGCAAUUAUACCAAAGAUAAUAAUUUCAAGUUUAAUUCGCUCUUUUUGGCGCCGUAUUUGUUUCUUGCGAUAUUGUUGAAAAUUACUGGUUUUCGCAUAUGUUUGGACACAAGUUCUUAAGUUUUGUCCCCUGUUUAACAACACAGUCCUGCUCAUAUUCUGCUUCCUUGUGGCAAUCAAAUCCAUCUCAUGCAAGGUCUGAUUAGUUUUUUUUUUCUUUUUUUAUAUCAUUCUAACUGCAUCCAUUACCCAGAAUGCUGUUGUGACUUCAGCAGAAGUAUCACUAGCCGGAACCCUUGUUAAAAUUGUCCGAAAGCAUCUGCUUUAAUUGCAAAUAUUCAGCUGUCUGCAGUUUCUGUGCAGAUGUGAGACGGACACAAACUGUGGAGCCCUGAGCAAAAUCACCCCCAGACUGCGUUCAGUACUUUCCUUUUUAUUUUUCACGUAAAUAUCUGCACAAAUGCAAAUAACGAUAUUGUGCUUAAUGGUGUGUGCAAACAAUAAAGGGCCAAUUCCUGUUUGGAUUAAGUGCAGAGCUUUGUGAAACAUUUGUUUGUGUGAAUGGUGCACUCACCUUAUGGAUUCAUUUAAUUUAGGCAUAUUUAAGAACUCGUAAAAGGUUGUUUUCCUAAUUCCAGAUGAGUUAAGGUUGUU
This is a messenger RNA of Betta splendens (Siamese fighting fish), 6186 nucleotides long. It is a transcript of the gene hoxd11a, whose product is annotated as homeobox D11a. Gene Ontology annotation, cellular component: nucleus. NCBI's taxonomy places the organism in Eukaryota, Metazoa, Chordata, Actinopteri, Anabantiformes, Osphronemidae. The transcript is spliced from 2 exons. Gene Ontology annotation, biological process: regulation of transcription by RNA polymerase II; anatomical structure development. Bases 1949 to 2989 code for a protein of 346 amino acids. Gene Ontology annotation, molecular function: DNA-binding transcription factor activity, RNA polymerase II-specific; RNA polymerase II cis-regulatory region sequence-specific DNA binding. The record is from RefSeq and is a predicted model, not a curated record.